AUGAGUGCAUCAGAAUCCAAUACAAGAGCUUCUUUAUCAUCAAACGCAACCAUAAUACCAUCGAAUGCUAUACGACAACGGCGACGAGUGGUUCGAAAUUAUUCACUUCUCUGUUUAGAUGAAUGUAUGGAUGAAGCGAAUCAAGAAUAUGAAAAUAUUUUGGCACAAUUAAAAACCAAUACUGAUAAUAUCAAAGUCUUUAAGCAGCGAGACGAAUGUGUCGAUUUUCUUACAGAUACUGAAGAAGACAUCAUGUCUUUUCUUGUUCUUGAAAACACUAUGGCUCGACACAUAUUGCCGCUCAUGAAUGACAUCCCUCAAUUGCAUAGUGUUUAUAUCUUUAGUGACAUUAAAUCCCAACAUGAAGAAUGGACAACAACACGGCAAAAAGUCAGGAGUAUCUAUGUCAAUACCGAAGACUUAUGCCAAGCAUUAAAAACCGAUAUCAAGAAAUGCAAUCAAGAUUCGAUUGCCAUGAGUUUUAUCACGAUAAAUGAAAUGACUUCAACUGAUAAUUCAAAUCAAUUGGAACCAACAUUUAUGUAUACUCAAAUAUUUAAGGAAAUCAUUCUUGAUAUGGAACAUGAUAAACAGGCCAUCAAACAGUUUAUAGCAUACUGCCGACAACAUGACUGCGGAUCGGCAAAGACUAUUGAUCAAUUUGAAAACGAAUAUCAUACUCGAUCACCUAUUUGGUGGUAUACUUCUCCCUCAUUUAUUUAUUCUAUGCUGAAUUAUGCUCUCCGCUCUAUGGAAGGCGAUACUAUUAUUGACAUGGGCUUUUUCAUACAUGAUCUUCACCAACAAAUUCAACAACUACAUCAACAACAGGUUAAUAGUUAUCACGGCAAACCAUUCAUCGUUUAUCGAGGACAAGGCCUAUUCAAAGCAAAUUUCGAAAAACUGCAAAAAACGAACGGUGCUUUACUGUCCUUUAAUAACUUUUUAUCAACUAGUACGGAACAAAGCAUCUCCCUAGCAUUUGCUCAGAGCGCGUUAGACAAUGUGGACAUGAUAGGUAUUCUUUUCAAGAUGUUAAUUGAUCCUCGUGUUAAAUCAGUGCCAUUUGCUUCCAUCAAGCACACGAGUUAUUAUAACGAAGAAGAAGAAAUUCUCUUCUCCAUGCAUACCGUCUUCCGAGUGGGUGCAAUUAAACAGCUGGACAGCAACAAAGAACUUUAUGAAGUUGAACUUCAAUUAACGUCGGAUGAUGAUCAACAACUACGAGUACUUACUGAUCGGAUACGAGAAGAAGCUAAUGGUAUUGGAUGGGAGAGAUUAGGUAAAUUAUUGCUUACAAUUGGUCAAUUUGAUAAAGCCGAAGAACUUUAUCACGUAUUACUCGAACGGACAUCUGAUGAGGGUGAAAAGCAGCAUUAUUAUAAUCAGUUAGGAUCUGUCAAACAUGACCAAGGUGAUUAUGAAAAGGCUAUUUGGUAUCACCAACAAGGACUCGAAAUUAAACAAAAAACUCUUCCUUCAAAUCAUCCUAAACUGGCUACUUCGUACAACAAUAUCGGUUUAGUGUAUAACAACAUGGGAGAAUACUCGAAAGCACUUACAUUUUAUGAACAAGGACUUGAAAUUGUACAAAAAACUCUUCCUUCAAAUCAGCCUGACUUGGCUACUUUAUACAACAACAUCGGUACGGUGUAUACAAAGAUGGGAAAGUACUCGAAAGCACUUUCAUAUUUAGAAAAAGCACUUGAAAUCGAUCGAAACAGUCUUCCUUCUAAUCAUCCUUUAUUGGCUAAUUCAUACAGUAGCAUCGGUAGUGUAUAUAACAGCAUGAAAGAGUACUCGAAAGCACUUACAUUUCACGAAAAAACAUUUGAAAUUCUGCAAAAAGCUCUUCCUUCAAAUCAUCCUAAUUUGGCUGGUACAUACAAUAACAUCGGUUUGGUGUAUAACAACAUGGGAGAGUAUUCGAAAGCACAUUCAUCUCAUGAAAAAGCACUCGAAAUCUAUCAAAAAACUCUUCCUUUAAAUCAUCCUCAUUUGGCUACUUCAUACAGCAACAUCGGUUUAGUGUAUUAUGAUACGAAAGACUAUUCGAAAGCGCUUACAUUUUACGAAAAAGCAUUUGAAAUUCUGCAAAAAACUCUUCCUUCAAAUCAUCCUGAUUUGGCUACUAUAUACAACAACAUUGCUAAGGUAUAUUACAACGUAAAAGACUAUUCGAAAGCACUGUCAUAUUUAGAACGUGCUCUGAACAUCAGACAACGUGCAUUACCUCCAACUCAUCCUAAUAUUGCAGAUGUGAAAAACAGUAUUAAAAUUGUAAACAAGGAAUUAUAA
This is a messenger RNA of Adineta steineri, 2298 nucleotides long. Lineage: Eukaryota; Metazoa; Rotifera; Eurotatoria; Adinetida; Adinetidae. The record is from the annotation of a GenBank genome assembly.